ACGGAUUCCCCUCAAAAGACAGAACAUUUCUCAACCUGCGUUGCCCGUCCAUACUUUACGGGCAGAUGGCCGACCGUCUUCAUGGCGGAUACUGCUCAGGAUGAACUCGGCCAGUGUGCAGAAGGGCUACUCGUGGGCCCGCAUGGGGUUUUGACUCUGACCUGGGGCCAGGGAUUCGUGGUCGGCGCAAUUGUCAUCCUCUGUUGUGUGACGAUAUCGAAUAUGCGAAGAAAGGCGCUGCUGCAUAUAUUGAUCCUCACUGAGCUAAUUUUGGUGUCUCUCCACGGCUUAUGGGUCUUUGUCCAGGGUGAUGCAUCUGGCUGGUAUCUGAGCGCCACAGCAACGACCCUGUACAUCUCAUAUAACCUGCACAGCAUCAUCAACUGGAUGAAGGUGAAGCCCUUUCUAUCUAGAUGGGGCAGCCGGUUCUACAUCGGCACAAUUGUCCUGGUGAUGCCCUACUGGAUAGCAUCGAUGUAUCUGAACUUUGCAUACUUCAACAAUCUGGGAACCGGUGUAUUCGCCCACACAAGACCCUGGGAGGCGCUACUCCGUGAGCCUUGGUGGGUAUUCACGGCGCUGUAUCUCGUCUACGUUAUUAAACGGUGUUACGGGUUCGGGGUAUGGGAGUUGGUGCGCGCCAAUGCACGCUUUUUCGUCCUCCUUGCUUCAAUGGCAAUCUCCAUCGCCGUGAUCAUCGUGGAUAUCUUUGAUAUCUCUUUCUUUCCGGAUACGGGGGGUAGGAACAUCUACUGGCAGAUCUCCAUGGUUUUCAAAUGUGUCGCUGAUGUGGUCUUUCUUGAUGACUUCAAGCACGUUCUCGAUCGGCUUACCGCGAAGACAACGGGAAAUUUCCUGGGUAUACCUUCAGACGGACCCAAUCCACCUGCGCAAUUUCUCACAGGGAACGAAAUCCUGAUGAGUGGGACGCUGUCGUCAACGCAGCGGAGCGGUGGAGAUGAGGAGUCAUUGACGCAUAUAGAGGAUCAGCAGGUGUAUAGGCCUGUGAUGCCACCAGGGAACGUUCAUCUGAAUCGUGGAUUUACAGCCUUCGUCAAGGAUUGACUGAUCUUCAACAACCCACUGGACAUUAUACAAGGCGGGACCUUGAAUAGAUGAUU
Messenger RNA from Aspergillus versicolor CBS 583.65, 1121 nucleotides. RefSeq lists its product as uncharacterized. NCBI's taxonomy places the organism in Eukaryota, Fungi, Ascomycota, Eurotiomycetes, Eurotiales, Aspergillaceae. The transcript is spliced from 3 exons. Bases 82 to 1065 code for a protein of 327 amino acids. The record is from RefSeq and is a predicted model, not a curated record.